AUGGGAGGAAAAGCGGCAUUAGAGGCGUACAAAGAAGCUCAAGAAACUUUCUUAUUGAUUCAAUCGGAAAAGCUCCGCUCCGACUACGUCUAUCUGAGCUGGCUGGCAAGAUGCUACAUUAUGACGCGACAGGCACGCUCUGCAUGGGAGCUUUAUCUUAAAAUGGAUACUUCUACAGAGUCAUUCAGUCUGCUGCAGCUUAUUGCAAAUGAUUGCUACAGGAUGGCCCAAUUCUACUAUGCAGCCAAGGCAUUUGAUGUGCUAGAGCGCCUUGAUCCUAGCCCUGAGUACUGGGAGGGCAAACGGGGUGCAUGUUUGGGCGUCUUCCAACUUGUUAUUGACGGGCAGGAAUCGAAAGAGCGCCUCCGAGAGAUCGUAGCCAUGUUAAAGAGCACCAGCAACCCGCAGACUGAAUAUUUUGUCCGAGUAAUAAAGAAGUGGGCUAAGAAAAACGAUUUAUCGGUAUAA
Protopolystoma xenopodis is the source of this 468-nucleotide messenger RNA. NCBI's taxonomy places the organism in Eukaryota, Metazoa, Platyhelminthes, Monogenea, Polystomatidea, Polystomatidae. The record is from the annotation of a GenBank genome assembly.